Messenger RNA from Oppiella nova, 3630 nucleotides. Lineage: Eukaryota; Metazoa; Arthropoda; Arachnida; Sarcoptiformes; Oppiidae. The record is from the annotation of a GenBank genome assembly.
AACAAGAUUUUGGGUCUCAUUGACGUCGGACGCAAAGAGGGCGCAAACCUCUUGACCGGCGGUCAGCGAUGGGGAACUCAGGGCUACUUCAUUCAGCCCACAGUUUUUAGUGACGUGAAGGACGACAUGACUAUAGCCAAGGAGGAGAUCUUCGGACCCGUGCAGUCCAUCUUUAAGUUCAAGACGUUUGAUGAGGUGAUCGAUCGCUGCAAUAACACCAGCUAUGGAUUGGCUGCCGGCGUGUUCACCAAAGACAUCAAUAAGGCGUUGAGAUUCUCGCAGCAGGUCCAGGCCGGGUCUAUUUGGAUCAACACCUUCCUGGCACUGGGACCUCAGGUGCCCUUUGGAGGCUUCAAACAGUCCGGUUUUGGCCGCGAGAAUGGUGAGGACGGCCUACACGAGUAUCUGGAGAUCAAAUCGGUAUUCAUAAACAACUCAUGGGUGGACUCCGUGAGUGGGAAGACAUUUGAGACGAUAAACCCGGCGACCGGACAAGUGAUCGCAAAAGUACAGGAGGGGGACAAACAGGACAUCGAUAGGGCUGUCCAAGCGGCCAGAGAUGCAUUCAAAAGGGGUUCAGUUUGGCGUACAAUAGAUGCCUCAGAAAGGGGUCGACUUUUGCAUAAAUUGGCGGAUCUUAUAGAAAGAGAUUCCGAAUACUUGGCAUCAUUGGAGACAUUAGACAAUGGAAAGCCUUAUUUGAAUUCAGUGGGAGAUAUUCAGGGGGCUGUCGGACAGAUACGUUAUUAUGGGGGCUAUGCGGACAAAAUUCACGGAAAGACUAUUCCGGCCGAUGGACCACACUUUGCAUUCACUAGAGUUGAACCAAUUGGAGUUUGCGGGGCUAUUAUAGCGUGGAAUUUCCCGAUAUUUCUAAUCGCUGGCAAAUUAGGGCCCGCAUUAGCCACUGGUAAUACACUUGUCAUCAAACCCGCUGAACAGGGUUCAGUUUGGCGUACAAUUGAUGCCUCAGAAAGGGGUCGACUUUUGCAUAAAUUGGCGGAUCUUAUAGAAAGAGAUUCCGAAUACUUGGCAUCAUUGGAGACAUUAGACAAUGGAAAGCCUUAUUUGAAUUCAGUGGGAGAUAUUCAGGGGGCUGUCGGACAGAUACGUUAUUAUGGGGGCUAUGCGGACAAAAUUCACGGAAAGACUAUUCCGGCCGAUGGACCACACUUUGCAUUCACUAGAGUUGAACCAAUUGGAGUUUGCGGGGCUAUUAUAGCGUGGAAUUUCCCGAUAUUUCUAAUCGCUGGCAAAUUAGGGCCCGCAUUAGCCACUGGUAAUACACUUGUCAUCAAACCCGCUGAACAGACACCAUUGACUGCCCUCUAUAUCGCUAGCCUUAUAAAAGAGGCCGGUUUUCCUCCUGGUGUUGUCAACGUUGUGCCCGGUUAUGGACAUACAGCCGGUGCCGCUUUGACUGAACACCCGGAUGUCGAUAAGAUUGCAUUCACCGGAUCCACAGAAGUGGGAAAACUGAUCCAAAUCGCGGCCGGGAAGUCAAACAUGAAGAGAGUAACCCUCGAAACGGGUGGUAAAUCACCGCUCAUUAUCUUCGACGACGCGGACAUCGAUGACGCCGUCGCCACUGCUCACGAGACAGUAUUCCUGAAUCAGGGACAGACAUGUUGUGCGGCAACCCGUCUCUACGUUCAGGACACCAUUUACGACAAGUUUGUCGAAAAGGCUGUAGAAUUGGCUCAGAAGCGAGUGGUCGGUGACCCCUAUGAGGCUAACACACAACACGGCCCUCAGAUAGACGGCACACAGUUUGACAAAGUGUUACAACUUAUAGACACCGGUCGUAAGGAAGGCGCAAAACUAUUGACUGGUGGCCAGAGAUGGGGAACCAAAGGCUACUUCGUUCAGCCGACGGUUUUCGGUGACGUGACGGACAACAUGACUAUAGCCCGGGAGGAGAUCUUCGGACCCGUGCAGUCCAUCUUCAAGUUCAACACAUUGGAGGAAGUGAUUGAAAGGGCUAAUGACACGACCUAUGGGUUAGCUGCCGGUGCCUUCACUAAAGACGUGAACAAAGCACUGGUAUUGAGUCAGGCAUUGGAGGCCGGGAAUGUCUGGAUCAACACUUUCCUGGCUGUGAAACCUCAGACACCGUUUGGGGGAUACAAACAGUCGGGCUUUGGGCGAGAGUUUGGUGAAGACGGUCUCCACGAGUAUCUCGAAGUGAAAUCGGUAUUCAUAGACAAUGAAUGGGUGGACUCCGUGAGUGGGAAGACAUUUGAGACGAUAAACCCGGCGACCGGACAAGUGAUCGCAAAAGUACAGGAGGGGGACAAACAGGACAUCGAUAGGGCUGUCAAAGCGGCCAGAAAUGCAUUCAAAAGGGGAUCAGUUUGGCGUACAAUUGAUGCCUCAGAAAGGGGUCGACUUUUGCAUAAAUUAGCGGAUCUUAUAGAAAGAGAUUCCGAAUAUUUGGCAUCACUCGAGACAUUAGACAAUGGAAAGCCUUAUUUGAAUUCAUUGGGAGAAGUAGAGGGGGCCGUAAGGAUGUUACGCUAUAAUGCGGGAUAUGCUGACAAAAUUCACGGGAAGGUCAUACCGGCCGAUGGGCCGCACUUUGCAUUCACUAGAGCUGAACCAAUCGGGGUUUGCGGAGCUAUUAUAGCGUGGAAUGCCCCGAUCACUUUAACCGCUUGUAAAUUAGGACCUGCUUUAGCCACCGGUAAUACUUUGGUUAUUAAACCGGCUGAACUGACACCGUUGACUGCCCUCUAUAUCGCAAGCCUUAUAAAAGAGGCCGGUUUUCCUCCCGGUGUGGUUAACGUUGUGCCCGGUUAUGGACAUACAGCCGGUGCCGCAUUGACUGAGCACCUGGAUGUCAAUAAGAUUGCAUUCACCGGAUCCACAGAAGUGGGAAAACUGAUCCAAAUCGCCGCCGGGAAGUCAAACAUGAAACGCGUGACUCUGGAAACGGGCGGCAAAUCACCGCUCAUUAUCUUCGACGACGCGGACAUCGAUGAAGCCGUUGUCACUGCUCAUGCGACAGUUUUUGCAAAUUCAGGUCAGAUUUGUUGUGCGCCCACAAGACUCUACGUUCAGGACACCAUUUACGACACGUUUGUCGAAAAGGCCGUAGAAUUGGCUCAGAAGCGAGUGGUCGGUGACCCCUAUGAGGCCCACACCCAACAGGGCCCUCAGAUAGACGGCACACAGUUUGACAAAGUGCUACAAUAUAUAGACACCGGUCGUAAAGAAGGCGCAAAGCUAUUGACUGGUGGCCAGAGAUGGGGAACCAACGGCUUCUUUAUUAAGCCGACGGUUUUCGGUGACGUGACGGACAACAUGACUAUAGCCCGGGAGGAGAUCUUCGGACCCGUGCAGUCCAUCUUCAAGUUUAAGACAUUGGAGGAAGUGAUUGAAAGGGCUAAUGACACGACCUAUGGGUUAGCUGCCGGUGCCUUCACUAAAGACGUGAACAAAGCACUUGUGUUGAGUCAGGCAUUAGAGGCCGGGUCUGUUUGGAUCAACACUUACAUGGCUUUCGGCCCUCAGAUACCGUUUGGUGGAUACAAACAGUCGGGUUUUGGCCGAGAGUUGGGUGAAGAGGCUCUACACGAGUACAUCGAAAUCAAAUCGGUUGUCAUCAAAACGGAUCAGAAGAUUUCCUAA